GGCGCGUUAACGUUGUUGCGUUGCGAUGUCAUAUUACUGGUGAACUCCAGACCCCUCUUCUUCUGCACUUCGCCUUCUCGUCCUCCUGUGUCUUCUUCUGCACCGUCUCGAUGCAGUCGGGAUUCGUUGCUCGCGAGCAAAGACAACGCCACCCACCACGCGACACUCGCGAUGCGCGACUGGAUCCGGAUGGAAAGUCCGUCCGCGGACAGGAAGUUCGCGGGGGUCGUGCGCAGCAACAGUGUGGACGAUCCAGAUUCCAAUAAAUCGCCUUCCAAAUCGAAAUCGGCCUCUGCUCAUGACCCCAGCAAUUCCGUAGAUGCUGCGACAUUUGGCCAGGCGGACGCGCAGGCGCUCCAGCCACAGGGUGGAGAUACACCGCAACCGCAAUCGAUCUCGUACCGCGUCUACAAGCGGAGAUGGUUCGGACUCUUCCAGCUAGUGCUUCUUAACAUCAUAGUCAGCUGGGAUUGGCUCACUUUCGCGGCUUCGUCCGAAACAACAGCUACUUACUUCAAAACCAGCGAAAGCAAUGUCAAUUGGCUCAGCACUGGCUUCUUGUUUGCCUUCGCCGUGGUCAGCCCGUGAGUACAGAUGUCCGCAUGCGAACCUUAUUCGGCGCGAUUAACAAGCGUACGCUCAAGUGUAACUCUCUGGACCUUGCAUCUUGGUCCCAAGCCUUCCAUCAUCGCCUCCGCUGUCCUCAUUCUGGUCGGAAACUGGAUUCGUUAUGGCGGCACUCGAAGCAACAUCUUUGGCGUUGUCGUCUUCGGCCAGGUCAUUAUAGGCUUUGCCCAACCCUUCGUUCUCGCCGCUCCCACACGCUAUUCAGACCUGUGGUUUACAGACAGAGGCCGUGUUUCCGCAACGGCCAUCGCUUCCCUGGCAAAUCCGUUUGGUGGCGCCCUGGGCCAGCUCAUAGGACCUAUCUGGGCUGCAAAUCCUCCAGAUGUGCCGAAUCUAGUGCUGUAUGUUUCUAUCAUCUCAACAGUUGCAGCACUGCCGUCAUUCUUUGUCCCGGCAAAGCCACCAACUCCUCCAUCGGCUUCAUCUGCACUCGAAAAACCUCACGUUCUUGAAAGUUUGAAUUCCUUGUCCGGCAACCGGUCAUUCUGGCUUGUCUUUGUGGCAUUCAGCAUUUACGUUGGUUUCUUCAACGCCAUUUCUUCGCUGCUCAACCAAAUCCUGGAGCCAUACGGCCUAUCUCAGAACGAAGCCGGGAUUGCUGGUGCCAUAUUGAUUGUGGUUGGCCUGGUCGCAGCCGCAAUCUCUUCGCCGAUAAUAGAUCGAACAAAGAAGUAUCUACUAAUGAUCCGCCUUUGUGUGCCCCUGAUAGGACUUUCCUAUCUCGUUUUCAUCUGGGCUCCACCGACUGGCGGCCUACCAGCACCAUAUGUCAUUUUGGCUGUUCUUGGAGCCUCGUCAUUCGCGUUGGUACCUGUUGCCUUGGAAUACUUGGUCGAAGUAACAUGGCCUGCAUCGCCUGAGGUUACGUCCGUCGUCAGCUGGACUGGAGGGCAGAUCCUUGGCGGUAUAUUCAUAGUUAUCAUGAAUGCUUUGAAGGACAGCAGCGGAAGGCAUGGACCCAAGAACAAUAUGCAGCAGGCGCUCAUCUUUCAAGCCGUAAUCGCUAUGGUCACAAUCAUACCACCAAUGCUACUUGGAUUCAAAAGAUUUGGGACUGGGGGCAACACUGCAGGGAGAUUAAUGGCGGAUCGACGGAUGACACAAGCUGUUGAGCAGAUCGAAGGACAAACUAUGUCGGCAGAGUAACGGAUUACGUAUAUACGUAUGCAGAUUUGAAUGUCAAUAUUCCAAUGGUUACGAAGUUCAACAACAUGUACAUUACAGCUCAAGAUAUCUUUAUUCAUUAGUAUAUUGAGAUAGGCCCCAGGUUACAAGCAGC
Molecule: messenger RNA, 1906 nt
Organism: Verruconis gallopava
Lineage: Eukaryota; Fungi; Ascomycota; Dothideomycetes; Venturiales; Sympoventuriaceae
Exons: 2
Coding region: 595-1773 (392 amino acids)
Biological process (GO): transmembrane transport
Cellular component (GO): membrane
Molecular function (GO): transmembrane transporter activity
Source: RefSeq, a predicted model, not a curated record